AUGAAAAUGAAAAAGUCGACUUCUCCGAGUGCGACUCGAUCGCCUCUGCCUCCUCCUCUUCCACAACGAGAAGCGGCGUCUUGCUGUGCGACUGCAUUCCGAGCGAUACGUUCAGGACAUGUGGAAUGCUUGAAAGGAAUGAACAAUGAGCAGUUGCAAGAACGAGAUCAAUACCAUCAAACACCAUUACAUAUCGCUGCCAAACUUGGAAACUUGGAAGCAAUCGAAAAAGCCUAUUGCAGCAUUCUCAUGAAACGUGUACCGCAAACAGCCGAUGUGAUAUCAGUGUGCGGCGAGAAUGCUUCGUUGUUGGCCGCAGGUGAGGGACAAUCGAAAUGCGUUGAGUACUUGCUUAGUGACAGCAUGAAGAGGGCAAUGAAACGCGCCAUGCAACGUGACAUCAACGGAACGAGUGUGCUGAUGGCUGCGGUCGCCAGACAAGACAACGACAUGGCCCUGUGGCUAUUACGAACAUUCGGCAAGCCUUUAGCAAUGCUGCAAAACAAUUGCCGUAUGUUACCGUUACAUGUGGCCGCUUCUACAGGUAAUAUUGAGUUCAUCCGAAUCGCAACCAAAUAUGACAGUGAAAUGGCCAACUAUCGAGACUUAUUUGGUUGUACGCCUGCAUUGUACGCUGUGCAAGGUGGUUAUUUGACGUGUUUGCGAUAUCUAAUUGAGAAGGCUCGAUCAAACAUCAGUGCUGUAUCGGAUAAAGGUCAAUCGCUGUUGCACGUGGCAUGUCUCAGUGGUAAUGCUCACAUUGUCAGAUGGCUCAUGCAACGUUCUGUGCCCAAUGCGAUCCUAUGGCCAACCAAGGAUGGCGCUAAUGCUGUGCAUUGUGCUGCGUAUAGUGGAAGCGUUGUAUCGUUGAGCAUUCUACUUGAAUCGCUGCACAGAAAGAAGCGCAGAGUGCUGCUGGCAAUCCGCGAUAUUCGAGGCAAUACACCACUCCAUUUGGCAGCCAUCAAUAAU
Messenger RNA from Anisakis simplex (herring worm), 972 nucleotides. The record is from the annotation of a GenBank genome assembly. Lineage: Eukaryota; Metazoa; Nematoda; Chromadorea; Rhabditida; Anisakidae.